Neolamprologus brichardi is the source of this 1178-nucleotide messenger RNA. NCBI's taxonomy places the organism in Eukaryota, Metazoa, Chordata, Actinopteri, Cichliformes, Cichlidae. The record is from RefSeq and is a predicted model, not a curated record.
UUAAGUAGAUUUUAAUUGCUGGAAUUUCAUUGAUUUAGCCUCAGGAGUUCAUAAUUUACUGGCUAACUGUCAUCAGAAGAAGUCUGCUGUGUCCUUUUUAAAAUCUUCUUUCAUUUCUCAAAAUAUGAGCGAACAGGCCAAAGCAGACACAUCGUGUGGGGAGUACAGCAGGGGUGCCCCUUGGUACCCCUUGAGAAAGUGGUGGCAUUUGAGCCAGCUUUUCAGUCGGGAUGCUGGCCUGCCAUCUUUCCUGGAGUCAGGGGAUGCUCGCUGGAUGGAUGUGGACUGGUUGCAGAGGAGUUUGGCAGCCUGCUCCUGGCCAGGGUACAUACCCGCUCCGCUGUUUGCGCCCUACAUCUCUGGGUCGAUGCAUCAUCCAAGCCAGACGAUUAGUAAGUGGAGGGUCAUCAUGGAUGUGGCUCACUUCUCCCCCUCAGAGAUUUCUCUCAGCAUCAGAGAUGGAUUCCUGGAAGUCAGAGGGAAGCACGAGGAGAGGCCAGACGAGCACGGAUUCAUUGCCAGAUGUUUUACAAGGAAGUACAGGCUCCCAGUGGAGAUGGAUGCUACCAAAAUCUCAUCCACAUUUUCUGUGGAUGGUUUCCUGAACGUGGAAGCUCCAGUUUCCGAAACGUCUGUCCCUGCUACAAUCCCCAUUCCCAUAAAGGUGAUAGUAGAGGAUAAUGGAGAACCGGAGGUAAAAGAUGAGAAAGAAGAAGAGAGCGGGAGAGCACCAGACCACCCAGAGUUUGCUUCCUCAGAGGAUCACGGGGAAGGCUCUUCAUUAGAAGUCCAUAGAGAUCAGGCCCAACCUGAAGGUGCCACAGUCGGGCUUCAGCAGCAUGAUGAGAGGACGGAAACAGAGGAGGAGACCCAUGAAAAGCCAGCUGGAGAUUCCCCCUCCUCAGUGCCUGCAGGUGACGAAAGCACAGACAGCCUUCAAGAUUCUUCGACAAAGCCGGAAACAGUGGAAAGCCAAGAAUGCCCAGACACAGACACAUCUAGACAGCCAGAACUCCAAAGGCCAGUCGUGGAUGAAGAGCUCCAGGUGAUGGUGAGCUCACGGGAGGCCGCUGAGAACAUAACUAAGCCUGGGGAACAGGUCCAGAGCCAGGAAUUGGAAGCAUCAAAUAUACAGCAAGAGAUCACUGAAUAAAAACAAUAUAAUGGUGAUAAAGUAA